Molecule: messenger RNA, 555 nt
Organism: Colletotrichum higginsianum IMI 349063
Lineage: Eukaryota; Fungi; Ascomycota; Sordariomycetes; Glomerellales; Glomerellaceae
Product: Acetyltransferase
Exons: 2
Coding region: 1-555 (184 amino acids)
Biological process (GO): protein acetylation
Molecular function (GO): N-acetyltransferase activity
Source: RefSeq, a predicted model, not a curated record
AUGGCACCCUCAGGCCCGACCAUCCGGCACGCGCGUCGUCAAGAUAUCCCCAUCAUCCUGAGCCUCAUCAGGGAGCUCGCAGACUAUGAGCGCGAGCUUGACAGCGUCCAGGCGACCGAAGAGUCUCUUGGGAACACAAUCGCCUUCGCACCCGCAGACCAGACGACCUACACACCAGGGAAGCCGCAAACGGAGCCCACGGCGCCGGGCAGGCCGGCGCGGUGCCUGCUGCUCUUCAACGAGGCCGGCGAGGGCGUCGGCAUGGCUCUGUAUUUUUACAACUACAGCACCUGGCGCGCCAAGCCGGGCGUCUACCUAGAGGACCUCUACGUGCGGCAGUCAGAGCGGAACAAGGGCUACGGCAAGCGGCUGCUCGUCGAGCUGGCCAAGGAGGUCGUCGCCAUGGACGGCGGCCGGCUGGAGUGGGUCGUCUUGAAGUGGAACGAGCCGAGCAUCAAGUUCUACGAGUCCAUCGGCGCAAAGGCCAUGGACGACUGGGUGGGCAUGCGCGUCGACGGCGACGCGCUGCCGAGGCUGGCGGGCUUGCUCGGGUGA